AUGCAGAAGCCUAAAAUGUUAACUCCAGAAGGUCCAUACAGACUUCUCUAUUGUUCGAGUAAGGGUGACAAAACAGGGGUGAUGCAGGAGUUAGAGAAAGGCGUAGAGCCAGAUCUUGGGGACUAUGAUAAGAGAACAGCUCUUCAUUUGGCAUCUUGUGAAGGCUGCACCGAGAUUGUUCUUCUUCUUCUUCACAAAGGUGCUAAUGUUAAUUGCACUGAUCGUUGGGGCCGCACUCCAUUGUCGGAUGCUCGUAGCUUUGGUCAUGAUGGGAUUUGCAAGAUAUUGGAAUCUAGGGGCGGAAUAGAUCCGGUAGGGCUUGACUCUCAACUUCCGUGCUAUGAAAUUUCUUACAAAGAGGUGAACAUGGACGAGGCAACACUUAUUGGAGAGGGAGCAUAUGGUGAAAUUUAUUUAGUAAAGUGGCGCGGUACAGAAGUUGCUGCUAAAACAAUCCGUCCCUCCAUCGCUUCUAAACCAACUGUCAAGGAUCUAUUUCUGAAGGAACUUGCUUUGUGGCAACGGUUGCGUCACCCAAACAUAGUUCAAUUCCUUGGGGUCAUGAAGCACCCUGAUCGCUUGAUCUUCCUUACGGAGUUCCUUUGUAAUGGAAGUUUGCAUGAUAUAUUGAAAAGGAAGGGAAGACUUGAUCUACAAACCGUUAUUGGUUAUGCUUUGGAUAUUGCUAGAGGUAUGAAUUAUCUCCAUCAGCAUAAACCGCGCCCUAUAAUCCAUAGAGAUUUGACACCAAGAAAUGUGUUACAAGAUGAAGCUGGACGCCUCAAGGUCACAGAUUUUGGCUUAAGCAAAAUAGCACAGCACAAUGACGUAUCUGGUUAUAAAAUGACUGGAAGGACAGAUCGGUAUAUGGCACCAGAGGUUUAUCGUCGAGAAUCAUAUGGAAAGAGUAUUGAUAUCUUCUCAUUUGCUCUAAUAGUACAUGAGAUGUUUCUAGGAGGACCAUCAAAUCUGGCAGAGGAUCCUGAACAAAUUGCAGACAAGAGAGCAUAUGAGCAUUCAAGACCACCUCUCUACUCUUAUUUGUACCCCGAACCAAUUAGAGCGCUUCUAAAAGAAUGCUGGCACCCGAAUCCAGAUUGCCGACCAACAUUCCAAGAGAUCAUUGAGCAGUUGGAGCUUAUUCAAGAGGAUACUCAAGUCAAGAAAAGAUUGGGGUCUACUUGUAAUACAACAAAGGCAACUACAAGAUCAGUCACUCAAUUGUGUACAAGGCUGGAACAGUCCGGAGUUUCGGCUCCUCCAGACCAAAGUCUAGAAAGGCAAAGAGGUCCCCGAAUGAACGUCUACCAGCGAAGGUGCAUGAGGAACCAAUCAACAAUUGAAAGGUAUCAACAACCUUUAGAUUCUGAUUCUUCGGAUGAAGAAGCUGGAAAUUUUCGAAUGGGACGCAGGCUGGUUGAAAGAGAUCAAGAUCCUAGAUUAAAGGCGGCGAUUUCUUAUUUUUCUGGUGAGGAACAACCGGAGGAGGUCUUGGACUGGUUGAAAGAAGUAGAAAGGGUCUAUGAGUACUUAGAGAUUCCAGAGCACAAAAAGGUCAAGGCUGUAGCUAUCAAAUUCAAAGGGUAUGCUUCUUUUUGGUGGGAUCAGGUUCAAAUGUCAAGGAUUCAGUCUGGAAAAGAGAAAAUCCAGAAUUGA
This is a messenger RNA of Fragaria vesca subsp. vesca, 1656 nucleotides long. RefSeq names its product serine/threonine-protein kinase TNNI3K-like. The record is from RefSeq and is a predicted model, not a curated record. Gene Ontology annotation, biological process: protein phosphorylation. The coding region runs from base 1 to 1656 and encodes 551 amino acids. Gene Ontology annotation, molecular function: protein kinase activity; ATP binding; protein binding. The transcript is spliced from 12 exons. Lineage: Eukaryota; Viridiplantae; Streptophyta; Magnoliopsida; Rosales; Rosaceae.